GUUGCGUAAAUGUCACUUUCAAAAGUUCUUUAAGUUCACUUUGUAAAUAAUACAAUCACAUACAUAAAUGCUACAAGUACAACCGUGGUUAUAAGUUAGGAGAUUCGUUUGUUGCACCAGUUUUUUUAAAUCCGACAAAAUGAGUUUAGGAAAAAAAGUUGUUGACUCUUUGAAGUCAAAAGAAAUGAGAGACUAUUUUAUGAGUACCCAUUUUUGGGGACCAUUGGCUAACUGGGGUAUACCUUUGGCGGCUAUUGCUGACAUGGGCAAGGAUCCAAAAUACAUCAGUCCUAAAAUGACCUUCGCAUUGACAUUAUACUCAUGCAUGUUCAUGAGGUUUGCAUUGAGAGUACAACCAAGGAAUUUGUUACUGUUCAGUUGUCACUUGACAAAUGCUUCUGCACAAGCAAUACAAUUAUGCAGAUACUUAUAUUACAACCCCAAUAAAAAUUAAUAUCGUGAUUUGUAUAUGUAGUACAAUUUUUGAGGCAGGGGCCAACAACUAUUUUAAGUGCAACAAAUGUAUAUCUCUUAUUCCAUUUUGAAAAAUAUACAUUUUAUAUUAUAUAUUUAUUAUAUAAUAAAAUUUUAUUUUCUAUAUUAA
Messenger RNA from Aethina tumida (small hive beetle), 604 nucleotides. It is a transcript of the gene Mpc1, whose product is annotated as mitochondrial pyruvate carrier 1. Gene Ontology annotation, cellular component: mitochondrial inner membrane. Lineage: Eukaryota; Metazoa; Arthropoda; Insecta; Coleoptera; Nitidulidae. The transcript has 3 exons. Bases 140 to 454 code for a protein of 104 amino acids. The record is from RefSeq and is a predicted model, not a curated record. Gene Ontology annotation, biological process: pyruvate import into mitochondria.